CUUUCAGCGGUCCUACCCGUUUUAUGAUAUGCUUAUCCGUAUUUUUAAUUUCUCUGUGUAAUUCUGCGCCUCUUUUAUCUCAGUUAUGGUGGAGGUUGUCCGUUUGCUUCUCGCCAUCAUAUUGGUGCUAAUGUCUUGCUUUACUGCUGCCUCGUCUUUGCGUAGAGACGUUCUCGAGCUCGGGGACGCGGACUUCGACUACCUGGCAACAGAGCACGAGACCAUGCUGGUGAAGUUCUAUGCUCCAUGGUGUGGUCACUGUAAGAAAUUAGCUCCUGAGUUCGAGAAAGCAGCAACUCGACUGAAAGGAACCGUUCAGUUAGCAAAGGUGGACUGUACGGCUAACUCGGAUACCUGUGGACAAUUUGGGGUCACUGGUUAUCCCACUUUGAAGAUUUUCAGGUAUGGCAAAGACUCUGCCCCAUAUGAUGGACCCCGCACUGCAGAUGGAAUCUAUCAUUACAUGAAGAAGCAGAGUGGUCCAGACUCCGUUCACCUGAAGACUAAAGAAGACCUCGAGAUAUUUGUCAACAACUAUGAUGCAAGCAUUGUUGGUGUGUUCUCAGGUCCUGAGAGUUCUCGUUUGGCUGAGUUUCUGAAAGGUGCGGGUCUGUUGAGAGAACAGUUCAGAUUUGGUCAUAUCACUGAUCUGCAGAUAGCUAAGGAGCACAACAACGACUCUGAGAGUGUGUUGCUGUUCAGACCUCCCAGACUGGCCAGUGCAUUUGAGAACAGCGUUGUUGUCUUCAAAGAUUAUCUGACCAUCAGUUCUUUAAGACGCUUCAUCAGAGAUCAUAUCCACGGUAUGUGUCCUCACAUGACGAUGGAGAACAGAGAUCGUCUGAGAGUUCGUGACCUGCUGACAGCAUACUAUGACUUGGAUUAUCAUCACAACAUCCGUGGGUCCAACUACUGGAGAAACAGGGUGAUGAAAGUAGCAUCUAAAUACACUGGGCGGGGUUUAAUGUUCUCAGUAGCCAAUAAGAAGGACUUCCUGGCUGAGUUGGAGGAUGACUUUGGUCUGGGAACUUCCGAUGGAGGAGAGCUGCCUUUUGUCACAAUUCGUACCAAGUUGGGCUACAAGUACAUCAUGAGGGAGGAGUUCACGAGGGACGGGCAGUCACUGGAGAGGUUUCUGGAAGAUUAUUUUGCAGGUCGCCUUAAGCGUUACAUCAAAUCAGAGCCCAUACCUGAGAAGAACUCUGCUUCUGUCAAGGUGAUUGUUGCUGAGUCAUUCGAUGAUAUUGUUAAUGAUCCAGAUAAAGACGUUUUGAUUCAGUUUUACUCUCCAUCCUGCCCACACUGCAAGAAACUGGAGCCUGUCUACAGAGAGUUGGCUGACACGUUGUAUUCUGAUCCAAACAUCGUGAUCGCUAAGAUGAACUCCAUCGAUAAUGACAUUCCAUUGGGCUACGAUGUCCAAGGAUAUCCAACCAUUUACUUUGCUCCAGUGGGUAAAAAAGUUGACCCCAUACGAUAUCAGGGUGCUCGAGAGCUUAAGGACUUCCUGAAGUUCCUGAAACGUGAAGCAAGUCACAAACUAGUGUUUAGUGGGAAUAGGGAUGAACUAUGAAACACAGUCACCAAACAAUCAAAACUGAUGUCUGAAUAUUAAACCAACUGGUCUCUGUGACAACAACCAAUAUAUAAAGGGACAAGAGGAUUUCUGCUCCUGCUGAAAAACUUGGAUUUUAACCAGAGACAGCAAGUCAGGACAUGUGUUGACAUCAACCAGCUCAUGUCCUGCAAAAUAAAUUGAGUCCAAUCAGAUUCCUCUGUUAUCCCCAAAAUACCUGCCCAUCGUGUCAUGCUGCCUCACUGGAUUUAUUUAUUUAUUUAUUUAUUUGUAAAGCCAUCUCAUAUGAACUGUUUUUAUUUAUUUGUAUUUCAUGCAAAACUCAGUGAUGCUCUUAUUAUUUAUCUGUGGAAUUUAUAUCUGGUGCUUCUUUGUAUUUAUUUCAACUUUAGCAGACUCUUGUGUUUUGUGACAAACUGGUGGCUGUUACUUAUGCAGAAAUCUAUUCUGAGCCUUUUUAUUGUCAGAGUAAUGCUGCUGGGAUUAUUUAAUAAAACACUUAACUGUCA
Melanotaenia boesemani (Boeseman's rainbowfish) is the source of this 2085-nucleotide messenger RNA. Its product is annotated as protein disulfide-isomerase A3-like. Gene Ontology annotation, biological process: protein folding; response to endoplasmic reticulum stress. Gene Ontology annotation, cellular component: endoplasmic reticulum; cell surface. The transcript has 13 exons. Gene Ontology annotation, molecular function: protein disulfide isomerase activity. The record is from RefSeq and is a predicted model, not a curated record. The coding region runs from base 86 to 1573 and encodes 495 amino acids. NCBI's taxonomy places the organism in Eukaryota, Metazoa, Chordata, Actinopteri, Atheriniformes, Melanotaeniidae.